CACCAUUAUCACACUCUCUAAUACACCUCUAUCACUAAGUGUUCUACUAUACUUUCUCUCCCUGAUCUUCUGCUCAUUUCCUUUCAUAUUAUAAAACGUUAUCAGCACAAGUUUGCUUCAAAUCCCUGAAAUCAUCAUCUUCCCAACAGUUCAUCCAUGGCUAAUAUUAGCAAAAGAGAGUUCGACGUCCUUGAUUUAUCUGGUCAAAAGUACUUGGAAUGGAAAGUUGACGCUUUGGCUCAUUUAAAAGCAAAUGCCCUCGAAAACACAAUUGCUGAAAAUAAUUCAGUUACUCCCCAAAAUAAGGCAAAAGCCAUUAUCUUUCUUCGUCACCAUCUUCAUGAAAGUUUGAAGUCUGAGUAUUUAUUGGUAGAUGACCCUAAAGAAUUAUGGGAUAAUCUCCAAGAAAGGUAUGGCCAUCAACAAAAGGUCCUUUUACCAAAAGCUCAAUAUGACUGGAUCAAUUUACGAUUCCAGGAUUACAAAUCUAUAAGUGACUACAAUUCUGCCUUGUUCCAAAUAACAUCAAAAUUGAAGUUAUGCGGACAAAAAGUCACUGAUGCCGAAAUGUUGGAAAAAAUUCUAUCCACUAUGCAUCUUUCAAAUAUGCUUUUACAAGAGCUAUAUAGACAAAAGCACUUUCAAAAGUAUUCUGAUUUAAUAUCAGUAUUACUACUUGCUGAGACGAAUAAUGACAUUUUGAUGAGAAACCACAAUAUGAGACCCACGGGUUGUAGCCCUUUUAGUUUUGGUCCACAAAAUCAUGGUUCAAAACAUGAAUCAAAUGCAACCCAUAGUGGUGCUCGUGGACAUUUCAAACGUGGUCGUGGUAUUGGUCGUUAUAAUGGACCUAGCCGGGGAAACAAACAGAGUAGUAGCUCUUACAAAGGCAAGGGAAAGCAAAACCCCCAUCAAACAAGAGGCCCGACGAAAUCUUCAGAAAAGGCUAAAGUCACUUGUUUUAAAUGUGGCACGUCAGGACAUUGGGCAAAUAAGUGUCGCACACCUACACAUUUGGUUGACUUAUAUAAAUCAUCUCUAAAAGGAAAGAAUGUGGAAACUAAUUACGUCAACGAAAACGUUCCACCAAUGCCCACAUUUAAUAUGUCUGAUUUCUAUAUGGAUAAUAAUGAGAUGAACACUGACAUCGUCAUGGGUGAAAAAUAAUAAUAAUAAAAAUGAAAUUAUUCUGUUAUGUAAUAUAUUCUACAAUAAAAGUUUGUUGUAUUGUAAUUUUUAUUUGAUAUGCUUGUUUCGGUUGUAAAAGUUAUGUACAUUUUAAUGAAUAAAUUCUUGUUUAUAUUGCAAUAUU
This is a messenger RNA of Cuscuta europaea, 1312 nucleotides long. The record is from the annotation of a GenBank genome assembly. NCBI's taxonomy places the organism in Eukaryota, Viridiplantae, Streptophyta, Magnoliopsida, Solanales, Convolvulaceae.